AUGACUCGGUACGACGCCCACGACGCGCCCUCGCGCCUCAAGGCCGGCGAAGUGGACGCCGGCACGUCCAUCAUCGCCGUGCGCUUCCCCGGCGGCGUCGUGCUGGGCGCCGACUCGCGCACGUCGACGGGCGCGUACGUGGCCAACCGCGUGAGUGACAAGCUCACGCCGCUGCACGACCGCCUCUUCUGCUGCCGCUCGGGCUCUGCGGCCGACACGCAGGCGCUGAGCGACUACGUGCGGUACUACCUGAGCGCGCACAGCGUCGAGCUCGGGCGCCUGCCGACGGUGCACGCGGCGGCAACGCUGUUGCGCGCGCUGUGCUACCACAACAAGGGGCGGCUGGUGGCCGGGACGAUCGUGGCGGGCUGGGACGAGGCGAAGGGCGGGCAGGUGUUCGCGAUCCCCAUUGGCGGGACGCUGGUCGAGCAGGACGUGGCCAUUGGCGGCAGCGGCUCGACGUAUAUCUACGGCCUCGUGGACGCCGAGUACCGGCCGGACAUGACCAAGGAAGAGUGCCAGGCGUUUGUGAAGAAGAUGUUGGCCCAUGCGAUGGCGCGCGACGGCAGUUCGGGUGGAGUCAUUCGGACGGUCACGAUCACCGAGAACGAAGUUGUGCGCGACUUUACGAGCGGUGACGACCUGCCGUUCUCGAUCUAG
Messenger RNA from Hyaloperonospora brassicae, 660 nucleotides. NCBI's taxonomy places the organism in Eukaryota, Oomycota, Peronosporomycetes, Peronosporales, Peronosporaceae. The record is from the annotation of a GenBank genome assembly.